Molecule: messenger RNA, 1818 nt
Organism: Metarhizium album ARSEF 1941
Lineage: Eukaryota; Fungi; Ascomycota; Sordariomycetes; Hypocreales; Clavicipitaceae
Exons: 1
Coding region: 1-1818 (605 amino acids)
Biological process (GO): protein N-linked glycosylation
Molecular function (GO): alpha-(1->6)-fucosyltransferase activity
Source: RefSeq, a predicted model, not a curated record
AUGGCGACUCGACUCGACCUGUCACGAUCUGCUGCGCACGGAAAAGCCAUGGUUGCGCCGUCGCGAAUUAACUUGCGCCGCACUGCCUCGUACAAUGACCACGGCGCUGGCGUCAUUUCUUCGACCACUUCUCGCUUGAAUUUUAAUCACCUUCUCUUCUCACCACCUCCUUCUCCUAGCCUGCCAGCUCUUUUACCGAGACGAAAAAGGUCAACAUCAGAGCUGUUGUUCAAGCAUCGACCCAGCCGGGUCAUUAGGCAGUGCUUUUACUUGGUCACUCUGCUAGCGGGCCUUUACCUCUGUGCCUUUGCCAUUCGGCACCGCAAUGCAAUACACAUUGCGCUGCCGUACUUUAGCGAUCCCCAGUAUGAGAUGGUCGGACAGGAUAGUUUCCCGGACUUUCCAACGCCUAUUGUUGUUCAUGAUUCCAAGAAGCGACCAAAAUGGACGGUGUACAUACCCCGAAACUACGAAUUCCCAUUGUCGAUCAAGGAGUAUUCGAGCAUGAACGCCCUUUGUCGGGAGGUAUCCGCUCGAGCGAGAGACCUCCGCCACAAGAUGCCACUGCCAGACAAGAUGUUGUUAUUUUACGACCGGCCGGAUGAUUACUUUGUCGACGUUUCUGAGGCUGAGAAGAUGGGACUGCUCUCAGCCAUCCCCAAGGGCCAGCCAUCCAAGCACUCUGGACAGUUCUCCGGGCUGAGCUACGAAUCCAUGUCUGGCAAACCGGUUUGCGACAAGUCGCUGACGUAUGUCUUGGAGAGCCCGGACGCCGGGCUUGGCAAGGCAAUAAUGAAUCUAUGGACACUGUAUGCGCUGGCAAUGGAACAAGGGAGGGCUUUCUUCAUCGACGACUCUCGCUGGGCAUACGGAACCUACACCAACAUUUUUCAACCUCCCCCAGCUCCUGAUUGCCGCCCACCGCCACGGCACCAGAUGUUACCAUGCCCGGCACAAACCCGACACUUGGUGGUAUCCAGUGUCACGGUGCAGGAUGUGCUCCCAGCACUCCUGGCCAAGCACCAUCGACAGAGUCGCUCCGAUCUGGGAUUGCGCGAUCUCUUCAAACUUGCACAUACCGGGUACAAGGCGCUUUUCAGGCUCUCCAAGGAUGAUGAGGUCUAUGUCGAGAAACGAAUUCGGGACCUCAGGGCCGAGGCCAAAUCUAACGAAGGCGUUCCUGUGAAUUCACCCAUCAUCGGACUCCACAUUCGACACGGGGACCGGCAUCCAUUUGAGUAUCAGUACCGGGACACGUACAUACCCGGAGAGAUAUUUGCAAGCUACGGACACAGCCUAGUCGAGGCCCACUACAACAGCACCAGCCUCGAGCCCGAACAGCACGAUGCUGUUUGGAUCGUCGCUUCGGAUGACCCAACGGUCCUUGAAGAACCAGAAUUCGCCGACGCCCAUCUCGCCCAAGAGCAUAUCCGCCUGGCCACAAAGCAGGUCAUUCAAGACUCGAAAAAAAACCCGCAAGUCCUCCAUGCCUUUGAGGAGGAGGCUUUCGGAUGGGAGGGCGGCUUCUUCGCAGCAAUGUUUUGGAGCUUUGGUGGAAAGCCGAAGCACAGCGCUGUCGACGAGGCCGCCACAACGGCGCCGUCCGAUGAAAUGCUGAGGCUACGGAGCCUGGUCGGGCGAGCAUACAUGAUGGAUCUGGCGGUCUUGGCCAGCGCAAGCGACAAGGUUGUGUGUGCCGUGAGUGCCAUGGGGUGCCGGCUAGUGGCAGUGAUGAUGGGGUGGGAGCGAGCAAUGGAACGCCGGGACUGGCGGAAUGUGGAUGGCGAAUAUGGAUGGGGCGGACUGAAUUGGGACUGA